AUGGAUUUUCAAAAUCAAUUGAGAGAAAACAUUGGUUCAAAAAAAGAAAUAUUAGACAGAGAAAUGUUAAAAUUUACGCUUAAAUUGUACAAUAAUCCAUUACUUUCCAGAAAAGCAGUCGGGGAGAUAAUUGAAACAUUUGACGAUUUCAUAUCAGAACUAUUUAUUCCAUUUCUUCAAAGUGAAAUAAAGAGCAACUUAGCACAUUUACAGCAUGAACAAUCUUUCAAGCAAGUACAAUUUAUUUUGGAAAACAAUAAGCAUACUUUUAAUGAAUUUUCUACUGAACACCGGAGAUUCAAACUUUAUAAAGAUCAGAGUUUCUAUAUUGAACCAGAAGAGAUUGAAAUUGGGGAAGAAGCUAUUCAUGUCAUUAAGGAUCCAGAAAACAUUGAGGUUAAAAUGAAGAAAGUCUACGCAGCUCAUGUUCCCUUAAAGAAAACGUUGGAAAAUUUUUUUAAAAUACCAGGAAUGUUUGAAGAAACGAAUGAACAUUAUAAAAAACUGAUGGCAGAAAAGGAUGUUAUAUCUAACUUUGUGCAAGGAGAUCUCUGGCGCAAAAAAUAUUGCUUGCAAAAUGAAGAAAAAAUUGUAUUCCCUAUUGGACUUUACUUUGAUGAAUUUCAGACUGGAAAUGUGUUGGGGAGCCACGCCCUUGAACAAAAAUUUGGAGGAGUUUACAUAUCAAUCUUGUGCUUACCACCUCAUUUAAUUGCGAAAUUGGAAAACAUCUUUGUUUUAACCAUUUUUUACUCAAAGCAUUUGCAAGAAUUUGGAAAUAAAAAUAUAUUCUCAAGAAUUAUUCAAGAUUUAAAUCUAGUAUCUGAUGAAGGUAUUAAAAUCAAUGUAAAUGGAAAGCAUUUACAAGUUUAUUUUGAAUGUGCCCAAAUAUUUGGAGAUAAUUUAGGAUUAAAUUAUAUAUGUGGUUUCCAGAAAAGUUUCAUAGCAUUACAUUAUUGCAGAAUUUGCAAAGCUUCUUCCAAGCAAUGCCAAGAGAUGCUUGUCGAAAAUAAAAAAUUGAUUAGAACAAUCGAAUCAUACGAAAAAGAUUUGUCAACAGACGAUUCAAAAUCAACUGGUAUCGUUGAAGAGUGUGUUUUUCACAUGGUAAACAAAUUCAACAUCACGGAAAAUGUAUCUGUUGAUUUUGCUCAUGAUCUGGAGGAAGGGGUCGCUGUUUAUUCUCUUAGUGGAGUUCUGGAACAAUUAAUUAAGGAUAAGGAAAUAACACUUGAUCAAAUUAACAACCGAAUCGAAACGUUUCCUUAUUCAGAUGCAGAAAAACCGAAUAAGCCUAGACCGUUGUUUUUUUCUCCUGACAAGAACGGCCGAUUUAAAUUAAAAAUUAAGCAAUCAGCUUCAGAGAUGCUCUGUCUUGUCAGGUAUUUAGGUUUGACACUGGAAAUUGUAUAUCAUACUUAGAAAGUUAGUUAGUGUUCUAACGUCUCCAAGGCUGACUAGGGGUGAAAUCGAAAACGUCAGGGAAAUUAUUCAAAAGCAUA
Leptopilina heterotoma is the source of this 1502-nucleotide messenger RNA. RefSeq lists its product as uncharacterized. The coding region runs from base 1 to 1422 and encodes 473 amino acids. The record is from RefSeq and is a predicted model, not a curated record. NCBI's taxonomy places the organism in Eukaryota, Metazoa, Arthropoda, Insecta, Hymenoptera, Figitidae. The transcript has 2 exons.